CAUCAGAGGCUCAGUUUUUUCAUUAGGUUUGAUUGUUUGGUAAUUAAAGUAUAAAAGCUAGAUUUUGGUUUGAACUUUUUUGGUUCACAUAGAGUAUGAAAGUAGCCACACUUCACUUGGAUGACAAUAAAAAUUGUUGUUACAGCAUCAGAAGUGAUAAGCGUUCAGAUGAAGCGAUCAAUUGAACUUUUAGAACAGCCAAGAGUUCCUAUGGCCUAAUUUGUGCAAAUGUGUGAACUUCCACAGCAUAUACAAAAUUUAUCUUUUUACUCUUUAUUAAUUGUAAAAUCUGUUUCAAAACAAGUUUUAUAUAUAUUUAUAAAUCACUCAUUCCCCAAGGCUAGUGUGAGGGGACUGGUCCUUAGGCCUUUUGCUCAAUAAGAAGUAUUACUAGCUCGGCUGUCCCCUCAGGGACAUAGAUCGAUAUCUUUAUUCCUUCUUAAUUACUUUUUGGGGUUAAAUAUGUCUGGUUUUAGCUGCAAUAGUCAACCCUUAAUAUCUGAUAUUUAUUGUUGGAUUAUGACACAGGAAGAUUACUAGAAGAUUUUACUGGUAGAAAAAUUAAUCAUAAGAAUGGCAUUUAUGUCGAAUGGAGAAUGUAGAAGGAGUGCACGCUUAUCUGAACUAGAUGCACGGAAGGCUCAGCAAGCGAAGAGCCAAAAUGGAGCCAAUGGGACUAGCCAGUUAGGAAUGGUACAAGAUUCAGGUCCCAAAAAAGAUUCCUGCCAAAAGCUUGGUAGAAAGAGGAAGACCAGACCUGUGCAUGAUCUUGUAGAUACUAAUGUCAACUGUCAAGUUCAGAAGGCUGGUACUUCGAAUGAUGAAGACUAUCAUAUAAAUGCUGGUGAGCUUUUUUCCUACAUGAAAAUGUGAAUUGCAAUUUUAUUUUGAUUUAAGAACAUGAUCAAGAUAUUAAACUCUCAAAUAAGAAUUCACUCAUUAAUAGUAUGAAAUCAAGCAGCUGAUGUCUUAUCCAGAAUUGCGACUCCAGAAAGAAAAAAUUUUGAGCUGUUACUGAGUAAAUUGAAAAGGUAUGUACUUUUUAUGUUAACUUGUGCUAUGUAUAGGAUGAGUCAGGGUAUUUCAAUCUAUAAAUCUUUUGGAGUACAAAUUUACAUUUUUUGCACCUAAUUAAACUGAUUUUUGUAUUUUUAGGAGAGACUUCUACCGAAUCUUUGCAGAACCAGUAGACCCAAUUGAAGUCGAAGGAUAUUAUGAUGUCAUUAAAGAACCAAUGGACUUUAGCACGAUUACAGAAAAACUUAACAGAGGAAGCUAUGUAACAGUUCAAGAGUUUGAGCACGACAUAUCUUUGGUGUACAACAAUGCAAUGCAUUUCAAUGCUUCUGAUACCAUUUAUUACAAACAGGCACAUGCUAUAAAACAACUAGCUAAUAAGCUCUUUAGUGCUCUGAAAGCUGAUCCCACUAACUUUGAAACUGAAUGUUCCAUGAGAAAUGUAAGACCUCGUAGGAGGGUCAAGGCUGUAUCUGGAUCUCUGAAUUCUAACUCUUGCAACAAUACAAAUGGCCGUAGAUAUGAAAGAGGAUCACGUAAUUUUGAACUACAACCACGUUGGACCUAUAGUUCACGUACUUCUUUUCUGAAAGAGAAUGAGCCAUUAGUGACACAAGUUUAUAACAGCACAAAAAACCUUGAGCUGGUUAAGGAGAAAAAAAUUGGAUACUCUGAGAGUUUAAUACAGUUUGCAAACAAUUUGGGGCCAACAGCUCAAAUGGUUGCCAAGAGGAUACUAGAAAGAGGCAUGGCUGGAAGUUCAAACUAUCAUCUUCGAGCUUCAAAUGAUCAAAAUUCUGCUGUAGUGUCUGCAUGUAUGGAAUUGUCCACAGGUCCACCUCUGAAAUUACUUGGGAACACUAUUGGGUUCCAUAGGUUUUCAGGUGAAGAAGUAGACAUUCAAAAUGGCAUUUUGAAUGGAGGGAAGGCAUUAUCUGUUGACAACAUGGACAUAUAUGAUGUCUUGAGAGGAGGAAUCGCUCAGGCUAGCAGCACCAUGAAAACCCUUGGUGAGAUCCACAAAAGAAGGGUCCAAGCUCCAGAUAAUCAAUUCACUGCUGCAGAAUUUGCACGAAAGGGUAUCAGUGUUGCUCCAUCAUUAAAGGUUGAUGGAAAUUCUGUCAGAUACCUUUCCCUUUCUGGCAAAGAAUUAGAUAUUCACGGUGGCACUUUAUCGGGUAAUGGGUUUAACAAACAUGUCUCAGUGACUGGAGAUGGAAAGCUAGAUUUUCCUGCAGAAUGGGAGACAAAUAGCAACCCGAACAAAUUCAGUUUCGUAAGGUUGAUGCUAGAAGCUAUCCAUGAUAGCUUCGAGCAAACAACUGAUGUGGUUUCUUCAGGGUUAGAAAUGCAAGAGUUAUUACCUACAAGUUACAGUUGUCCAUCUUCUUCAUUGCUGUGGCCUUUCCAAUCUAUUCCAGGAGGACCAAGUAGGAGUCAAGACAUUGGCUUCAUUCAGGAGGCGGAUUUACAAAAUCUUGGUGGAGUAUGUCAAAUUCAAGCUAGGGAAGGUCGGGAAGGUCCAAGCCUUGGAGGCAAUAUGGAGCAGGAAAGCCAGGUUUUGAAUUGGUUUAAGUUGAAGGUGGACAGAGGGUCAAGUAGUACUCAAGCCUUGGGCUCCAUGCAGGGGUUGGAUUCUCAUUAUCUUGGAGUGCGUCAAGUUCAAGCUACAGCUGAUGAGGCAGGCCCAAGCCAUGGAGGCAAUGUACUGCAGGGAGGUGAAGUUUCAAAUUGGUAUAAGCUGACAGGUUUUGGAGUGGAUGGGGCAGGACCAAGCCAUGGCGGUAUUGUAAAUGGAAGACAAGUUUCAAAUUGGUUCAAGCCAACGGAGUUGGGGCCAGAACCUAUUCCUGAUGAUUGGUUCCAGCAGCAAUGUAGGUCUUUAGCUGAAGUGGAGUUAUUAUGUCAAGCUGAGCCCUUGCAACAGCAAGGCUGGGACAUGACUCCUUAUGAUGGAAAGACCAUGGAGACAUCAAAUAUGUGUGACAGGAACACCCAGAGCAGGAGAGUUGAGAAUUGGAGGUCCAGCUGAUAACCAGCAGAAGCAACCCUCGUGGGAUUCUUGCCUUCUUCAAUGGGCUUUUCAACCAUGAACUAAAGUAUUUCAUAAGUAGCUAGUAGUGUAACUUGACCAUACCAGUGUGAUGCGAUGCAUGGGACAUGUUUUUUUGUGGUUAUAAAGAAAAUAAAAUAACAUAAAAGAAAAGAAAAAAAUGAAAAAACAAUGGAAUUUCAUGGUGCAGUUGGUGUUGUAGUCGUCAGA
Pistacia vera is the source of this 3280-nucleotide messenger RNA. RefSeq lists its product as uncharacterized. The record is from RefSeq and is a predicted model, not a curated record. Gene Ontology annotation, molecular function: protein binding. Lineage: Eukaryota; Viridiplantae; Streptophyta; Magnoliopsida; Sapindales; Anacardiaceae. Bases 1235 to 3049 code for a protein of 604 amino acids. The transcript is spliced from 7 exons.